UUGAUCAAUCCACUGCUCAGUCAAUGAUGCAGGACAGUACCACAGACACCAUGAUUCAUAUGCAACAAGAUGCAGCCAUGGUGUCACCGGCUGGAGGUGACCCAUUUCGGAAAACGGCCUAUUUUCUCAAACCCAUUGUCCCUUCCUCCAUUGUUGAACCUCCUGCUGAUAUUUCCAAGUGUUUUACUUCCCUUCCAAUACCUUUAGAGCCCAAGAAAUUGGAGCUUGAAAUCCGUGGGUGGUAUCUCAACCACAAAGAUUUGAAGACCUGGGCAGAGCACUUGGCUUCGACUCACCAAGGAAUGUGGAAGAGAGCUGGUAUUUAUGACGCCAUCUUCAAUUCCAUGUAUGAAAUCCGAAAGAAGAAGGAUUUGAUUUGUGGGCUUGGAGAGACGUGGUGUUCUGAGACCAACACGUUCGUGUUUUCUUGGGGAGAAGCGACUGUUACUUUGGAAGAUGUGAUGAUUCUUGGUGGGUUCUCUGUUUUGGGUGACUCUGUUUUUAGUCCUCUUGAAAACAGAGAAAUGAGGGAAGUGGAGAAAGCACUUGAGGGGGUGAGAUUGGGACUUCAAAAUAGAAGACGUGAUAAGAGCUGGAGAGUUGCUUUAACAGAUUUGUGGAUGAGGGAGUUCAUGAAGAGUGGGAGUGAGUUGGAGCAUGAGGCGUUUCUUGUGUUUUGGUUGUCUAGGUAUGUUUUCCAAGAUGCUCGUGAUGUGGUGAACAAGGCUGUGUUUCCAAUUGCAAUAAGGUUAGCUAGAGGGAUUCGGAUUGCGCUCGCGCCGGCUGUUCUUGCCAAUAUUUACAGGGAUCUGAGUGUGCUGAGGACGGGUAUUGUGGGUUCGAAUGAGUUGAGAGUGAUGAUGAAGUCGCCGUUUCAUUUGGUUCAGGUUUGGGCUUGGGAGAGAUUUCUGGAACUUAGGCCAAGGCCUAAUGGUGUUAGGAAUGCUGAGCUGAGAUUGGCUCGGUGGGAUAAAGUGUAUGGUCUAAAUGUUGAGGACUUGAGGAGGGUUCUUAAUUCAGCCGGAGAGGGUUUCUUGUGGCGCCCUUAUGCCAUGGAUGUUGACAAUGGGAAGCUCCCCAAGUAUUUUCUAGAGGGGGACAAGUGGGUAAUGGUUGGUCCGGGUAUGAAUGAUGAUGAACUGUUGUCAUUUUCCAUAUGCCUGAGGGUGAAUGAGUUGGUUGGAUUUGGUACUAAGCAGCAAUACCUUCCACACCGAGUGGCUAUGCAAUUUGGUUAUGAUCAGGACAUCCCGGAUUUCGUAGCUCCUUUGAAUCACAAUACUAAUAUGACAUGGAAGCAGUACUUGGAAAAACUUGAGAAUGUUGUAUUGUAUAUACCGUCGAGGCUUUCUGAGGCGGAUGUUAGCACAAGAUACAUGAAGUGGUGGAAGGAAUCCAUGGCAGGCCUCAAACACAGAAGAAUGCCUCUACAAAAGAAAGCAAUGGCAGCUGUCAAUGAGAUUUAUGAUGUCGACAUGCCUUCUAUGCGUUCUCCAAAGAAUAUUGCAGAAGGAUUGGUGGAGGUUUCUGCAGGAACGAAUGUAUACGAAAGUAAUGCCUCCCUUGUGCCUCCCGGAUUCCCUCCCAAAAGGAAUAGGCUGGAAGUUGGAGAUCCUAUCAUUCCUAUGGAUGAUGAUAACCUAACUAUAUCUGAGGCUUUAAAAGUUGGGAAGAAGCUUAAAACUGAUGAAACUAGAAUAGGCAGCGAUUGGCAGAAAUUUUCAGCUGAUCAUGAUAGGAUACUGGCAUCUUCAGCUGCAGAUGAAUAUUCUGUUAAUACUUUGACAUCAGAAGAAUAUGAGAAAGACAUUGCAUGGUACGGUAAGGGUACCAGGAAGCCGAGAAAGGUAAAGAGGAGUAAGACAGCAACUCAAAGUGAAGAUAUGGUAUGCAUCAUUCGCAAUGAAUGUCGAAGCAGAACCUCUCCAAUUGAGGAACAUGAAUGUGCUAGCCACAGCUCUUUAUUUGAGAAACUGGAAUGUGGUCACAGCAGCUCUUCAUGUGAAAAGAGGGUUUCAGAACUUAAAUCUAGGAUUACAAAGCUUGAAAAGAUAGUUGAGAUUUUGAAAAAAAUAUAG
Messenger RNA from Argentina anserina (silverweed cinquefoil), 2078 nucleotides. RefSeq lists its product as uncharacterized. The transcript has a single exon. Bases 24 to 2078 code for a protein of 684 amino acids. Lineage: Eukaryota; Viridiplantae; Streptophyta; Magnoliopsida; Rosales; Rosaceae. The record is from RefSeq and is a predicted model, not a curated record. Gene Ontology annotation, biological process: meristem development; meristem maintenance.